AUGUUGACUUUGAAAAAUCAGUUUUACGAUACACCAGCUGCAGGAUGGCUAAGGGAAAAAUCAGAAGAUGAUGUGAGGCAUUCUUCUUCACUAGAACUAGUGAAUGAAGAGACCGAAGAAGAGUCGAAUAUCGAGAAUCCGUCCACUGCGCUGGAAUCGUCGCAAAUCGAGUUGGACUUGGAAAAUCUUGAGAGUCAAGAAAGGAAUGGUUAG
This is a messenger RNA of Oikopleura dioica, 213 nucleotides long. The record is from the annotation of a GenBank genome assembly. NCBI's taxonomy places the organism in Eukaryota, Metazoa, Chordata, Appendicularia, Copelata, Oikopleuridae.